GUGGUUUUAGUAUACAGAAUCUGUCACAUGUAUCUGACGUGAUCACAUGAUCACGUCCGAAAUUGAUCGACGGGAGUGUCUUUCGAAUUUCAUUAUUUUUGCGCGUAAUGAUGCUUCCACAAUUAUCGCUGCUCUUCGCCAUCCUUGCCGCAGCCCAUGCCAGCGGCGAAUUUGUCAUUCUUCAUUCACCUGACAGCGUAGAAUUUACUGUAAAUGGAGAGAUUGAGCAAAGCAGCCUUAAGGAGAUCUUGUCAGAAGCUCUUGGUUAUACUGCAAAGCAAAAGGAUUCGGAACAUAGCAUUGCCAUAUGGGAUCCAUUUUCAAUGCCCAGGGCAUUAGUUGCUAUAUCGGUUGACGGAGUGGAGCAACUGCCUUUUCCAAAAGACAACACUAAAGUCGCAUAUUCUCUGAUCGUUGAUGAAGGAGAAGAGACCACUUGGCAGGCGAUUAGAAGUAGAGUGGAGGAACGAAGCAAUGACAACACAUUGGUCAGGAUUAAUUUGAGUGAUGGAGUUGAUGCUCUCGGCCAGUCAGCUCUCGGCGAGCUUAAGCCUGCUAACAUGGAGAAGUUGAAGACUCUGAAUUCAGAGAUUGAGGAGGAUAGCAAGUUCGUCGAGGAGAUACAGCUUCUCCACGCUAUCGCUGACAAUGCAUUCUCUGCGAAGAAGCACGAUUCUGGCACGGAUGUUUAUUGGCUGGUGGUGUCGGCACUCAAACCAGUCUUGGAUCUGCACGGAAACACUUCUGCAGCUGCUAAGGAGGCGUGUACGCUGUUAAAUGACGCAAUGGAACAUGUUUAUAAAGCCUUUGUAAACACUUAUGAUGGCAAGGUAUACAAACUUAUUCUUUAUUUUAUCUGCAAAUGACAUAGUUUACAUCGG
This is a messenger RNA of Wasmannia auropunctata (little fire ant), 881 nucleotides long. RefSeq lists its product as uncharacterized. The record is from RefSeq and is a predicted model, not a curated record. Gene Ontology annotation, molecular function: signaling receptor activity. Gene Ontology annotation, biological process: positive regulation of Wnt signaling pathway. NCBI's taxonomy places the organism in Eukaryota, Metazoa, Arthropoda, Insecta, Hymenoptera, Formicidae. The transcript is spliced from 4 exons. Bases 108 to 866 code for a protein of 252 amino acids. Gene Ontology annotation, cellular component: external side of plasma membrane; membrane.